AUGUGUCCUCAUUCUCCCUUGGAUAUCUCUCGGUUACCCCUCUCUCCCAACGAACUGUCACUCAGCUUUGGUUCCUCAACAACGGCUAUCAACUCUUCAUCGCAUUUUCCCACAUAUCACGAAUGUCUUUCAUCAUCGCCCGAGCAUUCACAUCAUCAUAUCGUCAAGUCGCCUUUUAGUCUUAGUCUGGAUGCAGACCGCUACUCCUCACACUUCCCGCCUGAUCACCAGUUGGACUUGGAUUUUGUCAGAACAUUCCAGUUGGAGGAUGAGCUAGGUGCAGGCGGAUAUGGCUUCGUCAUGACAGCCAGACAUCGUUGGGAAGGAUACGAAGUUGCCGUCAAGUUCAUCAUAAAGGAGAAGGUACCGGGUUAUGCGUGGGUGCAGGAUGAUAGGUAUGGUAGACUACCUACGGAGGUCUUCCUGUUGAACUAUAUGGAUCACCGCAACAUUGUCAAAGGUUUGGACCUAUUUCAAGAUCCUUCGUAUUUCUAUCUGGUACAAGAACUUCACGGUUCUCCUUGGUCGAACGCUACGCGAGCAAAACGCGCGAACCGGGCCUCUUGCCCCGGCUCCUCACCCAUCUCUACUCCGUCUCUCACACCUUCUCGCUCUGCCGACUCAUUAAAUUCCGACCCAGCACCCUCUCCUCCCAUGGUCUCCCCUUAUCACCAAUUAUCAUCGUACCUACCAGUCCCUUUGAAGAUGUGGAAAAAAAACUCCCAACCCACUCUUCAGCCUCAGUACAGCCGACGACCUUCGCAUGACCUCUUCGAAUGCAUUGAUCAGUCGGAACACAAACGCUUAUCUGAGGAGCAAGCACGCUACAUUUUCGCACAAGUUGUUGAUGCUGUACAUUAUCUUGACAGCCAUGGCAUAUCCCAUCGCGAUAUCAAAGAUGAAAACAUUGCUAUUGACAAGGAUCUGCAUGUGAAACUCAUUGACUUCGGGAGUGCGAUCGCUAUCGACCCGACAAAGUCCCGGCCAUAUUAUAAGUUCUUUCAUGGGACAACCGCAUAUGCUGCUGCCGAGAUACUUCUCAAGAAACCAUAUCAGGCUGCGCCGGCGGAAGUGUGGACGCUCGGCGUACUUCUGUCAUAUCUGCUCCAUGGUAUGUCACCAUUCCGUACCAAGAACGAUGCGAUCAAAGGGCGAAUUGUCCUGAACGAAUAUCCCGCAUUGUCUCGGUCAGCUUGGGACCUGCUACGAAAGUGUUUGGACCCGAAUCCGAAGACUCGUGCGACAAUUCGAGAAGUGAAGAUACACCGUUGGUUAAAUCAAUGA
Guyanagaster necrorhizus is the source of this 1284-nucleotide messenger RNA. Its product is annotated as kinase-like protein. Gene Ontology annotation, cellular component: nucleus; cytosol; cytoplasm. The coding region runs from base 1 to 1284 and encodes 427 amino acids. The transcript is spliced from 3 exons. The record is from RefSeq and is a predicted model, not a curated record. NCBI's taxonomy places the organism in Eukaryota, Fungi, Basidiomycota, Agaricomycetes, Agaricales, Physalacriaceae. Gene Ontology annotation, molecular function: ATP binding; protein serine/threonine kinase activity. Gene Ontology annotation, biological process: negative regulation of glycogen biosynthetic process; protein phosphorylation; intracellular signal transduction.